AAUACUCGCUGUUAUACUCCACACAAUCCACCACUCCCUCUCUCUCUACCCCCUCUCUCUCUCUAAAACCGAGUCACUCUCUGAGUCCGUGAAGCGCUCCGAGUUCGCCUCAGCGACGAGCUCAGUGAAUCGACCCCGAUCUGUAGCGUUGUGGGCUCGGUGAGCUGAGGCGCGAGCUCGGAGCUCGUUGGGGGGGAGCUGCGGAAUCGGCUCUGCAGUGGAAUGCCUUCGAUUUCCCUCCGCGAUCUCGCGUUUCCUCCCAAAUUCGACCGAUUUCGGCUCCGAUGGCGUGUCCAAACCCUAAAAGAUCGGUUUUCUCGACGAAUGCAGUGAGUUCCAUGCCAUUUUCUUCGUUUUCGGGCGCUUUUGAGCUCAGCUUCGGCCAAACUGGAGAGCUUUUAGGUUCCGGUGCUUCAUGUACAAGUUUCGUUCCCUCUAAUCGAUUCUAUUGAAGAAAUUUGAGGUUUUAUUUCACUCUGAUUCGGUUUUGGGGGCGAAUCGAGGGUUUGGAUGCUGCAAAUUGGAAAAAGGGUUCGUUUGUAGCCCCAAAUUUUGGGCGCAUUUCGUUUUUUUAAAUGAUUUUCCGAGCCGUUUUAGCUUCAAAUCGUUAGGCUUUAAUUUGUGUGGUGGUUAUUCUCUCGAGAAUGGUCAAGGGAGCUACUGACAACUUUCUCCUCGCUGAAUCAUGAGCAAAAAGGCUGGUGGAAUUAAGCUAUUGAAAUAUCUGUAAAUCGAGCCAUGCACUAUUCCGCGCUCAUUUCGUCAGUUUCUCUAAUUCUCAUUCUCCUACACCUUCCCAAUGCUGCCAAUGCUGACCUUAACUCAGACAAACAAUCCCUCCUUUCAUUUGCCGCCUUACUUCCGCAUGGUCGUAAGCUCAAUUGGAGCUCUUCCACUCCAGUCUGUACAUGGACUGGCGUUACAUGUAACGCAGCCCAAACCGGCGUCCUCACCCUCCGAUUACCUGGUGUUGGGCUCUUCGGCCAGAUCCCGCCGGACACGCUAGGCAAGCUUGACGCAUUACAAGUAUUAAGCCUUCGAUCCAACCGCUUAACUGAAGAUCUCCCCCCUGAUGUAUCAUCUCUCCCCUCUAUUCACUCUCUUUACCUUCAGCACAAUAACUUAUCAGGAAUUAUACCGACUGCUCUCUCUUCGAAUUUAAGUUUUCUUGAUCUUUCAUAUAAUACCUUUGUUGGAGAAAUUCCUUUAUCCAUCAAAAAUCUUACUUGGCUGACUUCAUUGUUUCUACAAAACAACUCCCUUUCUGGACCCAUUCCUGAUUUUCAACUUCCCAAACUAAGACGCUUGAACUUGAGCAACAAUAAUUUGAGUGGGCCUAUUCCGUCUUCGCUUCAGAAAUUCCCGGUUGACUCCUUUUUGGGUAACCCAUUUCUAUGUGGGCCACCUUUGAAGCUGUGCUUUCCAAUUUCUCCGUCGCCUUCUCCUAUAUUUCCACCGCCAAUCUCCCCUACGAGGCAUAAGAGGAGCUUCUGGAAAAGAUUAAGUACUGGGGUCAUAAUCGCUAUCGCAGCAGGAGGAUCGGUCAUACUGUUUAUAUUGGCAGUCAUAUUCUUAAUAUGCGUCUUCAAGAGGAAAGAAAGGGAGAGUAGCGGAGCUUCAAAAGGCAAGGCUAUUGCCGGUGGGAGGACCGAAAAGCCUAAAGAGGACUACAGCAGCGGUGUUCAAGAAGCCGAGAAGAAUAAAUUGGUGUUCUUUGAGGGUUGUUCCUACAACUUUGACCUAGAGGAUUUGUUGAGAGCUUCUGCCGAAGUACUUGGAAAAGGAAGCUAUGGGACUACGUAUAAGGCCAUCCUUGAAGAUGGCACUACGGUGGUGGUGAAGAGGUUGAAGGAGGUGGUGGUGGGGAAGAAAGAUUUCGAACAGCAGAUGGAGAUGAUUGGAAGGGUUGGGCAGCACCCGAAUGUUCUGCCGCUUCGAGCUUAUUAUUACUCCAAGGAUGAGAAGCUUCUUGUAUAUGAUUAUGUGCCUACUGGUAGCUUUUCUGCCUUCUUGCACGGAAAUAAAGUUGCCGGAAGAACCCCGUUGGACUGGGACGCGCGACUAAAGAUUGCCCUUGGCACUGCUCGUGGGAUCGCACACAUUCACACCGAAGGCGGCAGUGGCAAGUUCAUCCAUGGCAACGUCAAAUCCUCCAACGUCCUCCUGACGCCCGACCUUGACGCCUGCGUCUCUGAGUUUGGCCUCUCACACCUUAUGAGCGCCGCCGCCGCCACCACCUCACGGGUUGUUAUCGGGUACCGUGCGCCCGAGCUCAUCGAGACUCGAAAGGCAACCCAAAAGUCCGACGUGUACAGCUUCGGCGUCCUGCUCCUUGAGAUGCUGACCGGAAAGGCCCCGCUGCAGUCGCCGGGCCGGGACGACGUGGUCGAUCUGGUGCGGUGGGUCCACUCGGUGGUCCGCGAGGAGUGGACGGCCGAGGUUUUCGACGUGGAUCUGGUGAGGCACCCGCAUAUCGAAGAAGAAUUAGUUCAGAUGCUUCAAAUUGCAAUGGCGUGCGUCGCCAGGGUUCCCGAUCAACGCCCGAGGAUGGAGGACGUGAUUAGGAUGAUCGAGGAGGUGCGGAACUCCGACUCGGAGAACCGACCAUCGUCGGAGGAGAAGGGGAAGGACAAUAAUAACGGCCAACGAUCGUGAGGGGCAUCGGCAAACAUCGAGGAAGGAUUUAAUGUUGUAGGGAUUAGUUUGUGUAGUCAAGCAAUGAUAGAUUAGAAUCUUGUGUGGAAGAAGUUGUUUUGCUCAUAAGAGCAAUCAGGUAGAUGCAGUUUUCUUCUUGAUUAUUGAUCAUUGUUGCAGUGAAUUUGGCAUUCAUUUUUCACUUAUAUGAUUGUUGAUUUUACUUGUACUUUUUUGUUUUGUGAAAGUUAACUCUGUGAUUUAUGUAUUA
This is a messenger RNA of Ananas comosus (pineapple), 2905 nucleotides long. RefSeq names its product probable inactive receptor kinase At5g58300. The transcript is spliced from 4 exons. Bases 739 to 2655 code for a protein of 638 amino acids. The record is from RefSeq and is a predicted model, not a curated record. Gene Ontology annotation, biological process: protein phosphorylation. Gene Ontology annotation, molecular function: protein binding; ATP binding; protein kinase activity. Lineage: Eukaryota; Viridiplantae; Streptophyta; Magnoliopsida; Poales; Bromeliaceae.